ACAACAUCUCUCACACAACAAUUCACACAAUUUCUCGUUUUUGUUUUUAAUUAAAUAUUUUAAUUUACGUUACGUAUCAAAUUCCGAGCAAGAUGACUAUUCUCGUUGAACAUUUCGUCUCUGAUUCAAGAGUGGAUGAAAAGAAAGUGAUAGAGGAGAAGGAUGAUGAAUUGGUGUUGGAUGGAGGUUUUGUGGUUCCAAAAUCAAAGGAAACUGAUGCAUUUGAUGCUCCUGAUAUGAAUUUCUUAGGCCAUUCUUUCAGGGAUUAUGAGAAUGGUGAAAGCGAGAGACAACAAGGCGUUGAGGAAUUCUAUAGGAUGCAACACAUUCAUCAGACCUAUGACUUUGUGAAGAAGAUGAGGAAAGAGUAUGGAAAGCUUAACAAGAUGGAAAUGAGUAUAUGGGAAUGUUGUGAGUUAUUGAACAAUGUUGUCGACGAGAGCGAUCCGGAUCUUGAUGAGCCUCAAAUCCAACACCUUCUCCAAACCGCUGAAGCCAUUCGCAGGGAUUAUCCCGACGAAGAUUGGCUCCAUCUCACUGCCUUAAUCCAUGAUCUUGGCAAGGUUCUUCUUCUGCCAGAAUUCGGUGGUCUUCCCCAGUGGGCUGUCGUUGGUGAUACAUUUCCAGUUGGAUGCACCUUCGACUCGGCCAAUAUUCACCACAAGUAUUUCAAAGGAAAUCCUGAUAUCAACAACCCAAAAUACAACACAAAAAAUGGAGUUUACAGUGAAGGAUGUGGAUUAGAUAAUGUUCUCAUGUCAUGGGGUCAUGACGACUACAUGUAUUUGGUGGCUAAGGAAAAUGGCACGACUCUUCCUCACGCUGGUCUCUUCAUUAUUCGAUACCAUUCCUUCUAUCCAUUGCACAAGGCAGGAGCUUACACGCACUUAAUGAACGAUGAGGACAGAGAUGAUCUCAAGUGGCUCCAUGUCUUCAAUAAAUAUGACCUAUACAGUAAGAGCAAAGUUCUUGUAGAUGUCGAACAAGUGAAGCCUUACUACAUUUCCCUCAUCAACAAGUAUUUUCCGGCGAAACUAAAAUGGUGAGAUAAAGCUAAGAGUCAAUUAAUUAACUACCUUUUAUGUGGAGAACGAGAUCGAAGAUUAACGAGUUUCUAUUGUAUACAACGAAGAUAAAUCUAUCUAUCUAAUAAAAAAGUUGGUGUUCA
Arabidopsis arenosa is the source of this 1168-nucleotide messenger RNA. The record is from the annotation of a GenBank genome assembly. Lineage: Eukaryota; Viridiplantae; Streptophyta; Magnoliopsida; Brassicales; Brassicaceae.